Messenger RNA from Lachancea fermentati, 1554 nucleotides. The record is from the annotation of a GenBank genome assembly. Lineage: Eukaryota; Fungi; Ascomycota; Saccharomycetes; Saccharomycetales; Saccharomycetaceae.
AUGAGUAUACCUGACGAAACCGAAGAACAGCGGAAUAAACGUCUGCAAAAGCUGUUCAACUCCCUUGACGUCGACCAUACCGGGAAGAUCGACCUCGAAGGACUGAAAAGAGCUUUCGAAAAAAGUAACCAUCCCCUUAAAGGCUCCCCGGAAGCUAUUGAGCAUAUUUUCAACUCUCUCGACUAUAAUCAUGACUCUGUCGUUGAUUUUGAAGAUUUCAAGCGGUACGUAUCGAUUGCCGAAACACAAAUUAAACAAGGCUUCCAGCAAAUCGACCGCGAUCAAGACGGAAAAAUCAAACCGAGUGAGCUUUCAAGUUAUCUGAGCAAGCUGGGGAACGAUGGUGAACUUAAGUCCGAGAAGCCAGCUUUGACAUUCCAAAACUUUAUUCGAUGGGCAUUCACGUCAAAGAAAAAGGAAGCUGAGAACCCUUCAUAUAUCACGUACGAUCAGUGGAGAGAUUUUUUAAUAUUCAUGCCCAGAAAGAGAGGCUCACGUUUGCAUACAGCAUAUUCUUAUUUCUAUUUAUUCAACGAGGAUGUGGAUUUGUCUUCAGAAGGUGAUGUGACUUUAAUUAACGAUUUCAUACGUGGAUUCGGAUUUUUUAUUGCAGGGGGGAUUUCUGGAGUUAUCUCACGUACGUGCACUGCCCCAUUCGAUAGAAUUAAAGUGUUCCUUAUAGCAAGAACCGAUCUAUCGUCCACGUUUUUAAACUCCAAGGGAAAGCUACUGGAAAAGAAUCCGAAUGCAGAUUUGUCCAAAAUAAAAUCACCACUCAUCAAGGCAGCCACCUCACUUUACAGACAAGGUGGUCUUCGUGCGUUUUAUGUUGGCAAUGGCUUGAACGUUAUCAAAGUUUUUCCCGAAUCAGCUAUGAAGUUUGGGUCAUUUGAGCUUGCCAAAAGGGUAAUGGCUCAGUUAGAAGGAGUAAAAGACACAUCCCAGCUCUCACGCUUUUCAACCUAUAUCGCAGGUGGCAUGGGUGGUGUGGUAGCGCAAUUUUCAGUGUAUCCGAUCGAUACUUUGAAAUAUAGAAUUCAAUGCGCUCCUCUCAAUGCAAACCUUAAGGGUAACGAGCUCUUAAUAUUAACGGCAAAAGAUAUGUACCGUGAAGGAGGACUCAGAUUGUUUUAUAGAGGAGUCACCGUUGGUGUCAUGGGUAUAUUUCCUUACGCAGCACUAGACUUGGGUACCUUCUCUGCCUUGAAAAAAUGGUACAUAACCAGACAAGCUAAAUUGACUGGGGUUCCUGAACACAAUGUGACUAUUAGUAACAUGGUUGUUCUUCUAAUGGGGGCCUUUAGCGGUACUGUAGGAGCGUCUGUUGUCUAUCCGAUAAAUUUAUUAAGAACAAGACUGCAAGCACAAGGCACAUAUGCUCACCCGUAUAGAUAUGACGGGUUCAGAGAUGUUUUGUCUAAAACAAUUCAACGCGAGGGUUAUCAAGGUUUAUUUAAGGGUUUGGUACCAAAUUUGGCAAAAGUAUGUCCUGCCGUCUCCAUAAGUUACUUGUGUUACGAGAAUUUAAAGCGAGCUUUCGGAUUGGAGCGUUAA